AUGGCCGCCCUGGACGAGUUUUUCAAGCGGCUGCAGCAGCUGAGGGAAUAUGACAGCGUGCAGGAGGUGCUGGCUGACCCCUUUGCUCGGAUGCUGGCGGCCGGCGUACUGAGUGUCGUGAUGCUGCUGCUCGUCUUCUUGCAACCCUACCCGGAGGACGAGAAGAAGGGCGCCCAGAAGCGCGAGCCGCGGGGCUACACGCGGGCCGAGGUGGCGCGGCACAAGGCGGAGGACGACCUGUGGAUCAUUAUCCGCCACAAGGACACCAACAAGCUACAGGUGGGGCGGGCGGCGGCGGGUGGGGCGUGA
Messenger RNA from Chlorella variabilis, 309 nucleotides. RefSeq names its product expressed protein. The coding region runs from base 1 to 309 and encodes 102 amino acids. The transcript has 2 exons. Lineage: Eukaryota; Viridiplantae; Chlorophyta; Trebouxiophyceae; Chlorellales; Chlorellaceae. The record is from RefSeq and is a predicted model, not a curated record.